AUGUUGGGCAAGAGCUGCCACCUCUCCCUCUGCUGUCUGAACCUCCUGGUUGGCAGGUCCAGGGCUGCUGGGGAGGUAGAGCAUGGAGCUGGAUCCAGGUUCAGCCUGUUGGCAUCGAAGACAUGUAGCCCUAAACAGUUUGCAUGCAAAGAUCAGAUUACGUGCAUAUCUAAGGGCUGGCGCUGUGACGGGGAAAAGGAUUGUCCGGAUGGCUCGGAUGAAUCACCCGAUAUAUGUCCUCAGAGCAAGGUGUCUCGAUGCCAGCCCAAUGAGCACAACUGCCUGGGAACAGAGCUGUGCAUUCACAUGAGCAAACUGUGCAACGGGCUCCAUGACUGCUUUGACGGCUCUGACGAAGGGCCGCACUGUCGGGAGCAAUUAGCCAACUGCACAGCCCUGGCUUGCCAGCACCACUGUGUGCCGACGCUGAGUGGACCAGCCUGCUACUGCAACAACUCCUUCCAGCUGGCUGAGGACAAGAGGAGCUGCAAAGACUUUGAUGAAUGCACAGUCUAUGGGACCUGCAGCCAGACAUGCACCAACACAGAGGGCUCCUACACGUGCAGCUGUGUUGAAGGAUACCUCUUACAACCUGAUAACAGAUCCUGCAAAGCCAAGAAUGAGCCUGUGGACCGCCCUCCCGUGCUGCUCAUUGCCAACUCCCAGAACAUCCUGGCCACCUACCUGAGUGGAGCCCCUGUGCCCAACAUCACCCCCACCAGCGCCAAGCAGACCACAGCCAUGGACUUCAACUACAUUGAGGACACAGUGUGCUGGGUUCACGUGGGUGACAGUGCCUCCCAGACCAUCCUUAAGUGUGCCAAGAUCCCCAACCUGAAGGGCUUCGUGGAAGAGCGCUCCAUCAACAUCUCCCUCAGCCUACACCAUGUGGAACAGAUGGCUAUUGACUGGCUCACGGGCAACUUCUACUUUGUGGAUGACAUCGAUGACAGGAUCUUUGUCUGCAACAAGAAUGGAGUUACCUGCGUCACGCUGUUGGACCUGGAGCUGUACAACCCCAAGGGGAUAGCGCUGGACCCAACUAUGGGCAAAGUGUUCUUCACCGACUACGGGCAGAUCCCCAAGGUGGAGCGCUGUGACAUGGACGGGCAGAACCGCACCAAGCUGGUGGACAGCAAGAUUGUCUUCCCCCAUGGCAUCACCUUGGACUUGGUGAACCGACUGGUGUACUGGGCUGAUGCCUACCUGGACUAUAUUGAGGUGGUGGACUAUGAAGGCAAGAACAGACAUACCAUCAUCCAGGGCAUCCUGAUUGAACACCUCUAUGGGCUGACCGUCUUUGAGAACUACCUCUAUGCCACCAACUCUGACAAUGCCAACGCCCAGCAGAAAACCAGUGUCAUCCGAGUCAACCGCUUCAACAGCACCGAGUACCAGGUGGUGACACGAGUGGACAAGGGGGGAGCACUGCACAUCUACCACCAACGGCGCCAGCCCACAGUGCGGAGCCAUGCCUGCGAGCCGGAUCAGUUUGGCAAGCCGGGAGGCUGCUCAGACAUCUGCCUCCUUGGGAACAGCCACAAGACCCGAACCUGCCGCUGCCGCUCUGGGUUCAGCCUGGGCAGCGAUGGAAAGUCCUGCAAAAAGCCUGAGCAUGAGCUGUUCCUGGUGUAUGGAAAGGGCCGUCCAGGCAUCAUCCGUGGGAUGGAUAUGGGAGCCAAGGUGCCAGAUGAGCAUAUGAUCCCCAUUGAGAACCUCAUGAACCCCCGAGCACUGGACUUCCACGCCGAGACUGGCUUCAUCUACUUUGCUGACACCACCAGCUACCUCAUUGGGCGCCAGAAGAUCGAUGGCACGGAGCGAGAGACCAUCCUGAAGGACGGGAUCCACAACGUGGAAGGGAUUGCUGUAGACUGGAUGGGGAACAACCUGUACUGGACAGAUGAUGGCCCCAAAAAGACCAUCAGUGUGGCUCGACUGGAGAAGGCUGCCCAGACGCGGAAGACACUGAUUGAGGGGAAGAUGACCCACCCCCGAGCAAUUGUGGUGGACCCCCUGAACGGGUGGAUGUACUGGACAGACUGGGAGGAGGAUCCCAAGGACAGCAAGAGGGGCAAGAUUGAGAGAGCCUGGAUGGACGGUUCCAACCGCAACAUCUUCAUCACUUCCAAAACUGUCCUGUGGCCCAAUGGGCUGAGCCUGGACAUCCCAGCCAAGAUCCUCUACUGGGUGGAUGCUUUCUAUGACCGCAUCGAGAUGGUCUAUCUCAACGGCACCGAGCGGAAGAUUGUGUACGAGGGACCUGAGCUGAAUCAUGCCUUCGGGCUGUGCCACUAUAGCAGCUUCCUCUUCUGGACUGAGUACCGCAGUGGCAGCAUCUACCGGCUGGACCAGGCCUCCAAGGUGGUGAGCCUGCUGCGGAACGAGCGCCCACCCAUCUUCGAGAUCCGGAUGUACGACGCACAGCAGCAGCAAGUGGGCUCCAACAAGUGCCGUGUAAACAACGGUGGCUGCAGCAGCUUGUGCCUGGCCACCCCCCGGGGCCGUCAGUGUGCCUGUGCAGAGGACCAGAUCCUGGGAUCAGAUUCCGUCACCUGCCAGGCCAACCCAUCCUACAUCCCCCCUCCCCAGUGCCAGCCUGGGGAGUUCGCCUGCAAGAACAACCGCUGCAUCCAGGAGCGCUGGAAAUGUGAUGGGGACAACGACUGCCUGGACAACAGUGAUGAAGCCCCUGAGCUCUGCCACCAGCACACCUGCCCCUCAGAUCGUUUCAAGUGCAAGAACAACCGCUGCAUCCCCAACCGCUGGCUCUGUGAUGGGGACAAUGACUGUGGGAACAACGAGGAUGAGUCCAACUCUACCUGCUCAGCACGGACCUGCUCCCCCAACCAGUUUUCAUGUGCCAGUGGCCGCUGCAUCCCCAUCUCCUGGACAUGUGACCUGGACGAUGACUGCGGGGACCGCUCCGAUGAGUCUGCCUCCUGUGCCUACCCGACCUGCUUCCCCUUGACACAGUUCACCUGCAACAACGGGCGCUGCAUAAACAUCAACUGGCGCUGUGACAAUGACAAUGACUGUGGGGACAACAGCGACGAGGCAGGCUGCAGCCACUCCUGCUCCAGCAACCAGUUCAAGUGCAACAGCGGGCGCUGCAUCCCCGUGCACUGGACCUGUGAUGGGGACAACGACUGUGGGGACUACAGUGACGAGACUCAUGCCAACUGCACCAACCAGGCCACGCGCCCGCCUGGGGGCUGCCACACCGAUGAGUUCCAGUGCCGGCUGGAUGGGCUCUGCAUCCCCAUGCGCUGGCGCUGCGACGGUGACACGGAUUGCAUGGACUCCAGUGAUGAGAAGAACUGCGAGGGGGUCACCCAUGUCUGUGAUCCUAAUGUCAAGUUUGGCUGCAAGGAUUCAGCUCGCUGCAUCAGCAAGGCCUGGGUCUGUGAUGGGGAUAGCGACUGUGAGGACAACUCAGAUGAGGAGAACUGCGAGUCACUGGUGUGCAAACCUCCCUCCCACACCUGUGCCAACAACACCUCCAUCUGCCUGCCCCCCGAAAAGCUCUGUGAUGGCUCUGAUGACUGCGGGGAUGGCUCUGAUGAGGGCGAGCUCUGUGACCAGUGCUCCCUGAACAAUGGCGGGCUGGGGCACCAACGCGCUCCGGCCCCCGGGUGCACUGUGGCCCCUGGUGAGGGCAUCAUCUGCUCCUGUCCCCUGGGGAUGGAGCUGGGCUCAGACAACAAGACCUGCCAGAUCCAGAGUUACUGUGCCAAGCACCUCAAGUGCAGCCAGAAGUGCGAGCAGGACAAGUACAACGUCAAGUGCUCCUGCUACGAGGGCUGGAUGCUGGACUCCGAUGGCGAGAGCUGCCGCAGCCUGGACCCCUUCAAGCCAUUCAUCAUAUUCUCCAACCGCCACGAGAUCCGCCGCAUUGAUCUGCAUCGGGGUGACUACAGUGUCCUGGUCCCUGGGCUACGCAACACCAUUGCCUUGGACUUCCACCUCAACCAGAGCUCGCUGUACUGGACUGAUGUGGUAGAGGACAAAAUCUACAGGGGAAAGCUGCUCGAGAAUGGGGCUCUGACCAGCUUCGAGGUGGUGAUACAGUAUGGGCUGGCCACCCCCGAGGGGCUGGCUGUGGACUGGAUUGCUGGCAACAUCUACUGGGUGGAGAGCAACCUGGACCAGAUCGAGGUGGCCAAGCUGGACGGCACCAUGCGAACCACGCUGCUGGCUGGGGAUAUCGAGCAUCCCCGCGCCAUAGCCCUGGACCCCCGCUAUGGGAUCCUCUUCUGGACAGACUGGGAUGCCAGCCUGCCCCGCAUUGAGGCCGCCUCCAUGAGCGGCGCGGGCCGGCGCACCAUCCACAAGGAGACAGGCUCGGGGGGCUGGCCCAACGGGCUCACUGUUGACUACCUGGAGAAGCGCAUCCUCUGGAUCGAUGCCAGGUCAGAUGCCAUCUACUCAGCCCUGUACGAUGGGACGGGGCACAUCGAGGUGCUGCGGGGACAUGAGUACCUGUCGCAUCCUUUUGCUGUCACCCUGUACGGGGGUGAGGUGUACUGGACUGACUGGCGCACCAACACGCUGGCCAAGGCCAACAAGUGGACAGGGCACAAUGUGACAGUGGUGCAACGGACCAACACGCAGCCAUUCGACCUGCAGGUGUAUCACCCCUCCCGGCAGCCCCUGGCUCCUAAUCCCUGUGAAGCCAAUGGGGGCAAAGGACCGUGUUCCCACCUCUGCCUCAUCAACUAUAACCGCACAUUGUCCUGUGCCUGCCCCCAUCUCAUGAAGCUGGACAAGGACAACAUGACCUGCUAUGAGUUUAAGAAGUUCCUGCUGUAUGCACGGCAGAUGGAGAUCCGGGGUGUGGACAUCGACAACCCCUACUACAACUAUAUCAUCUCCUUCACGGUGCCUGACAUUGACAAUGUUACAGUGGUGGACUACGAUGCCCUGGAGCAGCGCAUUUACUGGUCUGAUGUCCGCACGCAGACCAUCAAGAGAGCCUUCAUCAAUGGCACCGGUGUGGAGACUGUUGUCUCUGCAGACUUGCCCAAUGCUCAUGGCCUCUCUGUGGAUUGGGUUUCCAGAAACCUCUUCUGGACCAGUUACGACACCAACAAGAAGCAGAUCAAUGUGGCCCGGCUGGAUGGCUCCUUCAAGAAUGCAGUGAUCCAGGGGCUGGACAAGCCUCACUGCCUGGUGGUUCACCCACUCCAGGGGAAGCUCUACUGGACAGACGGGGACAACAUCAGUGUGGCCAACAUGGACGGCAGCAACCGCACCCUCCUCUUCACCAACCAGAAAGGGCCUGUUGGCCUGGCCAUUGACUACCCAGAGAGCAAGCUGUACUGGAUCAGCUCUGGCAAUGGCACCAUCAACAGAUGCAAUCUGGAUGGCAGCAACCUGGAGGUGAUCAAUUCCAUGAAGGGUCAGCUGAGCAAGGCGACUGCCCUGGCCAUCAUGGGCAACAAGCUGUGGUGGGCUGACCAGGCCUCUGAGAGGAUGGGCACCUGCAACAAAAAGGAUGGGACAGAGGUGACAGUGCUGCGCAACAACGCGACGCUUGUGAUGCACAUGAAGGUGUACGAUGAAGGCAUCCAGCAAGCUGGAACCAACCCCUGCAGCCUAAACAAUGGCGACUGCUCUCAGCUCUGCCUGCCCACCUCUGAGACCUCCCGGUCCUGCAUGUGCACUGCAGGCUACAGCCUGAAGAGUGGGCAGCAGUCCUGUGAAGGCGUUGGCUCCUUCCUCCUGUAUUCAGUCCAUGAGGGGAUCCGUGGCAUUCCCCUGGACCCCAAUGACAAGUCGGAUGCUCUUGUGCCCGUGUCAGGGACUUCCCUGGCCGUGGGGAUUGACUUCCAUGCAGAGAACGACACCAUUUAUUGGGUGGACAUGGGUCUGAGCACCAUUAGCCGGGCGAAGCGGGAUCAGACGUGGCGGGAGGAUGUGGUUACCAAUGGCAUUGGCCGCGUGGAGGGCAUCGCUGUGGACUGGAUCGCUGGAAACAUCUACUGGACAGACCAGGGCUUUGAUGUUAUUGAGGUGGCCAGGCUGAAUGGGUCCUUCCGCUAUGUGGUCAUCUCACAGGGGCUGGACAAGCCGCGGGCCAUCACAGUCCAUCCAGAGAAAGGGUAUCUGUUCUGGACAGAGUGGGGGCAGUACCCCCGCAUUGAACGGUCACGCCUGGAUGGGACUGAGCGCAUGGUGCUCGUGAACGUCAGCAUCAGUUGGCCCAAUGGAAUAUCUGUUGACUAUGAGGAUGGGAAGCUUUACUGGUGUGAUGCACGCACAGAUAAGAUUGAACGCAUCGACCUGGAGACGGGUGAAAACCGAGAAGUUGUUCUGUCCAGCAACAACAUGGACAUGUUCUCAGUGUCCGUCUUCGAGGAGUACAUUUACUGGAGCGAUAGGACUCAUGCGAAUGGCUCCAUCAAAAGAGGGAACAAGGACAAUGCCACCGAGUCAGUGUCCCUGCGCACAGGGAUUGGCGUGCAGCUCAAGGACAUCAAAGUCUUCAACCGGGCAAGGCAGAAGGGCACCAACAUCUGUGCCCAGAGCAACGGGGGCUGCCAGCAGCUGUGCCUGUUCCGGGGCAAUGGGCAGAGGACUUGUGCCUGUGCCCAUGGCAUGCUGUCCGAGGAUGGGGUGAGCUGCCGUGACUACGAUGGCUACCUGCUGUAUUCGGAGCGCACCAUCCUCAAGAGCAUCCACCUCUCGGACGAAAACAACCUCAACGCUCCCAUCAAGCCCUUUGAGGAUGCAGAGCACAUGAAGAACGUCAUUGCCCUGGCCUUUGACUACCGCUACGGCUCCAAGGGCAGCAACCGCAUAUUCUACAGUGACAUCCACUUUGGCAACAUCCAACAGAUCAAUGAUGACGGCACAGGGCGCAAGACCAUUGUGGAGAAUGUGGGCUCGGUGGAGGGGCUGGCUUACCAUCGCGGCUGGGACACGCUGUACUGGACAAGCUACACCACCUCCACCAUCACCCGCCACACUGUGGACCAGAGCCGCCCGGGGGCUUUCGAGAGGGAGACUGUGAUCACCAUGUCAGGGGACGAUCACCCCCGGGCCUUCGUGCUGGAUGAGUGCCAGAACCUGAUGUUCUGGACCAACUGGAAUGAGCAGCACCCCAGCAUCAUGCGUGCCACCCUCUCCGGUGCCAACGUCCUCAUCAUCAUUGACCAGGACAUCCGGACACCCAAUGGGCUGGCCAUUGACCACAAGGCUGAAAAAAUCUACUUCUCUGAUGCCUCAUUGGACAAAAUUGAACGCUGUGAAUACGAUGGCUCCCACCGCCACGUGAUCUUGAAAUCGGAGCCUGUGCACCCCUUUGGCCUGGCUGUCUACGGUGAUUACAUCUUCUGGACAGACUGGGUGCGCAGAGCUGUGCAACGAGCCAACAAGUAUGUGGGCACUGACAUGAAGCUUCUGCGUGUUGACAUCCCCCAGCAGCCCAUGGGCAUCAUUGCUGUGGCCAACGACACUGACAGCUGUGAGCUGUCCCCGUGCAGGGUCAACAAUGGUGGCUGCCAGGAUCUCUGUCUGCUCACACCCAAAGGACAUGUCAACUGCUCCUGCCGUGGCGAGCGAGUCCUGCAGGAGGAUUUCACCUGCAAAGCCCUGAAUUCUACCUGCAACGUGCAUGAUGAGUUUGAGUGUGGGAACGGUGACUGCAUUGACUUCAGCCGGACCUGUGACGGUGUAGUCCACUGCAAGGACAAGUCAGAUGAGAAGCAGUCCUACUGCAGCAGCCGCAAGUGCAAGAGGGGUUACCUGCACUGCAUGAACGGGCGCUGCGUUGCCAGCCGCUACUGGUGCAAUGGCGUGGAUGACUGCGGGGACAACUCGGAUGAAGUGCCGUGUAACAAAACCAGCUGUGCUGCUACCGAGUUCCGCUGCCGAGAUGGAAGCUGCAUUGGGAAUUCGAGCCGCUGUAACCAGUUCAUUGAUUGUGAGGAUGCUUCAGAUGAAAUGAACUGCACUGCCACUGACUGCAGCAGCUAUUUCAAGCUGGGAGUGAAGGGCACCACGUUCCAGAAGUGUGAACACACCUCACUGUGCUACGCUCCAAGCUGGGUGUGCGAUGGGGCCAAUGACUGUGGAGACUAUUCAGAUGAACGUAACUGCCCAGGUGGGAGGAAACCCAAGUGUCCAGCCAAUUACUUCGCCUGCCCAAGUGGGAGGUGCAUCCCCAUGACUUGGACCUGCGACAAAGAGGACGACUGCGAGAAUGGGGAAGACGAGACUCACUGCAGUGAGCGGCAGGACAAGUUCUGCUACCCCGUGCAGUUUGAGUGCAACAACCACCGCUGCAUCUCCAAGCUCUGGGUCUGUGAUGGGGCAGAUGACUGUGGGGAUGGCUCUGAUGAGGACAGCCGCUGCCGGCUGACCACCUGCAGCACGGGAUCCUUCCAGUGCCCAGGCACCUACGUGUGUGUCCCAGAGCGCUGGCUCUGUGAUGGGGACAAGGACUGUGCAGACGGCGCUGAUGAGACCCUCGCUGCUGGCUGCUUGUACAACAACACGUGUGACGAGCGGGAGUUCAUGUGUGGAAACCGCCAGUGCAUCCCCAAGCACUUUGUCUGUGACCACGAUGACGACUGCGGCGAUGGCUCAGACGAGUCCCCAGAGUGUGAGUACCCCACCUGUGGCCCCCAUGAGUUCCGCUGUGCCAACGGCCGUUGCCUCAGCAACAGGCAGUGGGAGUGUGACGGCGAGUUUGACUGCCACGACCACUCGGACGAAGCGCCCAAGAACCCACGCUGCAGCAGCCCAGAGAACAAGUGCAACGACUCCUUCUUCCUCUGCAAGAACGGGAAGUGCAUCCCGGAGAUGCUGCUCUGCGACAACAACAACGACUGCAUGGAUGGCUCUGAUGAGCUCAACUGCUUCAUCAACGAGUGUCUCAACAAGAAGCAGAGCGGCUGUUCCCAGGAAUGUGAAGACCUCAAGAUUGGAUACAAGUGUAGAUGCCGUCCCGGAUUCCGGCUAAAGGAUGAUGGGAAGACGUGCAUUGACAUUGACGAGUGCUCCACCACCUACCCCUGCAGCCAGAAGUGCAUCAACACUCUGGGGAGCUUCAAGUGCCUGUGCAUAGAGGGCUACAAGCUCAAACCUGACAACCCCACCAGCUGUAAAGCUGUCACAGAUGAAGAGCCCUUCCUCAUCUUUGCCAACCGGUACUACCUGAGGAAACUCAACCUGGAUGGCUCCAACUAUACACUGCUUAAGCAGGGGCUGAACAAUGCAGUGGCUCUGGAUUUCGACUAUCGGGAGCAGAUGAUCUACUGGACAGAUGUGACCACGCAGGGCAGCAUGAUCCGGCGAAUGCACAUCAAUGGGAGUAAUGUUCAGGUUCUUCACCGCACUGGCCUUAGCAACCCUGAUGGGCUGGCUGUUGACUGGGUAGGAGGGAACCUAUACUGGUGUGACAAAGGUCGGGACACCAUUGAGGUGUCGAAGCUCAACGGUGCCUACCGCACCGUGCUGGUGAACUCCGGUCUGCGGGAGCCCCGGGCACUGGUGGUGGAUGUGCAGAAUGGUUACCUAUACUGGACAGACUGGGGGGACCACUCCCUGAUCGGGAAGAUUGGCAUGGAUGGCACCAACCGCAGCGUUAUUGUUGACACCAAGAUAACUUGGCCCAAUGGCCUCACCCUCGACUACAUCAACAGCCGGAUCUAUUGGGCCGAUGCGCGGGAGGACUACAUCGAGUUUGCCAGCCUGGACGGCUCCAACCGGCACACAGUGCUGAGCCAGGACAUCCCACACAUCUUCGCGCUCACCCUCUUUGAGGAUUUCAUUUACUGGACUGACUGGGAGACCAAGUCUAUCAACCGGGCCCACAAGACUACAGGAGCCAACAAGACACUGCUGAUCAGCACGCUGCACCGUCCCAUGGACAUCCACAUCUACCACCCCUACCGGCAGCCUGACGUUCCCAACCAUCCCUGCAAGACCGACAACGCUGGCUGCAGCAACCUCUGCCUCCUCUCACCAGGUGGAGGGCACAAGUGUGCUUGUCCCACCAACUUCUACUUGGGCGGUGAUGGCAAAACCUGUGUCUCCAACUGCACGGCCAGCCAGUUUGUAUGCAAGAAUGACAAGUGCAUCCCUUUCUGGUGGAAAUGCGACACCGAGGAUGACUGCGGAGACCGUUCGGAUGAGCCAGAGGAUUGCCCUGAGUUCAAAUGCAGACCGGGGCAGUUCCAGUGCUCCACUGGGAUCUGCACUAAUCCAGCCUUCAUUUGUGAUGGAGACAAUGACUGCCAGGACAACUCAGAUGAAGCCAACUGUGAUAUCCACGUCUGUCUGCCCAGCCAGUUCAAAUGCACCAACACCAACCGCUGCAUCCCCGGCAUUUUCCGCUGCAAUGGUCAGGACAACUGCGGUGAUGGCGAGGAUGAGAAGGACUGCCCGGAGGUGACUUGUGCCCCCAACCAGUUCCAAUGUGCGAUCACCAAGCGCUGCAUCCCCCGCGUCUGGGUGUGUGACCGGGACAAUGACUGUGUGGAUGGCUCAGAUGAACCUGCCAACUGCACACAAAUGACAUGUGGUGUGGAUGAGUUCCGGUGCAAGGACUCAGGCAGGUGCAUCCCAGCGCGCUGGAAGUGCGACGGGGAGGAUGAUUGCGGGGACGGAUCUGAUGAGCCCAAGGAGGAAUGCGAUGAACGCACCUGUGAGCCCUACCAGUUCCGCUGCAAGAACAACCGCUGCGUGCCGGGUCGCUGGCAGUGUGACUACGACAAUGACUGUGGGGACAACUCGGAUGAAGAGAGCUGCACACCCCGGCCCUGCUCGGAGAGUGAGUUCUCGUGUGCCAACGGCCGCUGCAUCGCUGGCAGGUGGAAGUGCGAUGGGGACCACGACUGUGCAGAUGGCUCUGAUGAGAAAGACUGCACACCGCGCUGUGAAUUCGACCAGUUCCAGUGCAAGAAUGGACACUGCAUCCCCAUGCGCUGGCGUUGCGACGCUGAUGCAGACUGCAUGGACGGCACUGAUGAGGAGAACUGUGGCACUGGUGUUCGCACAUGCCCUCUGGAUGAGUUCCAGUGCAACAACACGCUGUGCAAACCCCUGGCCUGGAAGUGCGAUGGGGAGGACGACUGCGGGGAUAACUCGGAUGAAAACCCUGAGGAGUGCUUGAAAUUCCAGUGUCCUCCCAACAGACCGUUCCGCUGCAAGAACGACCGGGUAUGUCUGUGGAUCGGUCGACAGUGUGACGGCAUUGACAACUGUGGAGACAACACGGAUGAGAAGGACUGUGAGUCACCCACAGCCAAGCCCAAGAGCUGCAGCCAGGACAAGAAUGAGUUCCUCUGUGAGAACAAGAAGUGCAUCAGUGCCAACCUCCGCUGCAACUUCUUUGAUGACUGUGGAGAUGGCUCCGAUGAGGAGUCCUGCUCCCAUGACCACAAGUCGUAUGACUGCAAGACCAACACCACGAUGUGUGGAGACGAGGCCCAGUGCAUUCAGUCACAGUCCACCACAUACUGCUCAUGUCGCAGAGGCUUCCAGAAGCUGCCAGACAGGAAUUCCUGCCAAGACAUCAACGAGUGUCUGCGCUUUGGGACCUGCUCCCAGCUCUGCAACAAUACCAAGGGCUCCCACGUCUGCAGCUGUGCCAAGAACUUCAUGAAGACAGACAAUAUGUGCAAGGCGGAAGGCUCAGAGCACCAAAUCCUGUACAUUGCGGACGACAACAAGAUCCGGAGCAUGUACCCCUUCAACCCCAACUCAGCCUAUGAGCCGGCCUUCCAGGGCGACGAGAACGUGCGCAUCGAUGCCAUGGACAUCUACGUCAAGGGCAACAAGAUCUACUGGACAAACUGGCACACAGGCAGGAUCUCAUACCGGGAGCUGCCUGCCUCUUCUGCUGCCUCCACCGCCUCCAACCGCAACCGGCGCCAGAUCGACGGUGGUGUCACCCACCUGAAUAUCUCAGGGCUGAAGAUGCCACGGGGAAUUGCCAUCGACUGGGUUGCUGGGAACAUCUACUGGACAGACUCAGGGCGGGAUGUUAUUGAGGUGGCACAGAUGAAAGGCGAGAAUCGCAAGACACUGAUCUCAGGCAUGAUUGAUGAGCCUCAUGCCAUCGUAGUCGACCCACUUAGAGGGACUAUGUACUGGUCAGACUGGGGCAAUCACCCCAAGAUUGAGACGGCUGCUAUGGAUGGGACAUUGCGUGAGACCCUGGUGCAGGACAACAUCCAGUGGCCAACAGGCCUGGCCGUGGACUACCACAAUGAGCGGCUGUACUGGGCCGACGCCAAGCUCUCCGUCAUCGGCAGCAUCCGGCUCAAUGGCACUGACCCAGUUGUGGCCAUUGACAACAAGAAGGGGCUGAGCCAUCCUUUCAGCAUUGACAUCUUUGAGGACUACAUCUAUGGUGUCACCUACAUCAACAACCGCAUCUUCAAGAUCCACAAGUUUGGGCACAAGGCUGUCACCAACCUAACAUCUGGCCUCAACCAUGCCACCGAUGUUGUGCUCUACCACCAGUACAAGCAACCAGAAGUGACCAACCCAUGUGACCGCAAGAAGUGUGAGUGGCUCUGCCUCCUCAGUCCCAGCGGCCCCGUCUGCACCUGCCCCAAUGGCAAGCGCCUGGACAACGGCACCUGCGUGGUUGUUCCCUCGCCCACCAUCUCCCCUGUUGUGCCCACCACCGACACCUGCGACCUUGUCUGCCUGAACGGCGGCAGCUGCUUCCUCAACGCCCGCAAACAGGCCAAGUGUCGCUGCCAGCCACGCUACAAUGGGGAGAAGUGCCAGAUUGACCAGUGCUCACACUAUUGCCAGAACGGGGGCACCUGCGCUGCCUCCCCGUCAGGCAUGCCGACCUGCCGCUGCCCCACCGGCUUCACGGGACCCCGGUGUGGCCAGCAAGUGUGCACUGACUACUGCCGGGACAGGUGCACCGUCAACCAGGGCAACCAGCCCAACUGCCGCUGCCUGCCUACCUUCAUCGGGGACCGCUGCCAGUACCGGCAGUGCUUCGACUACUGUAAGAACGAGGGUGUCUGCCAGAUGACAGACAGUGGCAUCAAACACUGCCGCUGCCCUCCGCAGUUUGCGGGCUCCCAGUGCCAGGAUGACAAAUGCUCCCGGUGCCAGAAGGGCGAGUGCAGCAUCAACAAGCAGACCGGAGAAGUAUCCUGCAUCUGCCCAGGUGGCAAGAUAGCACCCAGCUGCCUGACCUGCGACAAUUACUGCCUGCAUGGUGGUACCUGCUCCAUCAGUGACAAGACACAGCUGCCCGAGUGCCUGUGCCCAGUGGGGAUGACAGGGACACACUGUGAGAACUUCACUGUCAGUGAGCAGCAGAGCAACCGAACCGCCUCCAUUGUCAUCCCCAUCCUGCUGCUGCUGAUCCUUCUCACCGUUGUGGCUUUUGUCUGGUACAAGUGGAGGAUUAAAGGCGCCAAGGGCUUUCAGCACCAGCGGAUGACAAACGGUGCCAUGAAUGUGGAGAUAGGGAACCCCACCUACAAAAUGUACGAGGGGGAGCCUGACGAUGAUGUGGGGGAGCUGCUGGAUGCGGACUUUGCCCUGGACCCUGACAAGCCCACCAACUUCACCAACCCCGUUUACGCCACGCUGUACAUGGGUGCCCACAACAGCCGCAACUCGCUGGCUAGCACGGACGAGAAGCGGGAGCUGCUGUCACGGGGCGCAGAUGAUGACCUGGCAGACCCUCUGGCAUAG
This is a messenger RNA of Chaetura pelagica (chimney swift), 13683 nucleotides long. RefSeq names its product low density lipoprotein receptor-related protein 1 (gene LRP1). Gene Ontology annotation, molecular function: calcium ion binding; protein binding. The record is from RefSeq and is a predicted model, not a curated record. Lineage: Eukaryota; Metazoa; Chordata; Aves; Apodiformes; Apodidae.